GGCGGCGGCCGCGGCGGCCCGGCUCGGUGGUGGCGGCAUGGCGGGCGGCGGGGGGCCGGCCUUCGGGCCCUCGGCCCUGGGCACCAGGCCGCACUGGGAUGCUGCGUACGACAGAGAGCUGCGGUUUUUUCAGGACACUGGAGACGCCGGGGAAAUUUGGUUUGGAGAAGAAAGCAUGGUUCGCAUAAUCAGAUGGUUGGAAAAACAGAAGGUCCCCCAUGACAGCUCUGUGCUUGACAUUGGAACUGGGAAUGGUGUUUUACUGAUUGAGUUGGCAAAAACUGGCUACACUAACCUCACCGGGAUUGAUUACUCACCUUCUGCAAUAAAACUUUCAGAAAAAGUAAGGGAGAAGGAAGGGAUGUCUAACAUUAAAUUACAGGUGGAAGACUUCCUGGCUCCAUCAGCUGAGCUGUCAGGAUUUCAGAUCUGUAUUGACAAGGGGACUUUUGAUGCCAUAAGCCUUAAUCCUGAUAACGCGGUUGGGAAGAGGAAGCAGUACGUGAGAUCUCUCCGCAGCGUAUUGAAACCAGAGGGCUUCUUCCUCAUAACGUCUUGCAACUGGACCAAGGAGGAGCUGUUGGAUGAGUUCAGAGAAGGAUUUGAAAUUCUGGAGGAGCUGCCAACACCCAAGUUUUGCUUUGGAGGAAGAAUUGGAAACAGCGUAACAGCAUUGGUUUUCCAAAGAAAAAAGUGAGGCCAUCCAUCUUGGGCAAAUUAGAUUAGCUGAGAAAAGUCUGAACUUUAAAGUAAACCUGACAAAAACCC
Messenger RNA from Cygnus olor (mute swan), 768 nucleotides. RefSeq names its product EEF1A lysine methyltransferase 2 (gene EEF1AKMT2). The coding region runs from base 38 to 697 and encodes 219 amino acids. Gene Ontology annotation, molecular function: protein-lysine N-methyltransferase activity. Gene Ontology annotation, biological process: peptidyl-lysine dimethylation; peptidyl-lysine monomethylation. NCBI's taxonomy places the organism in Eukaryota, Metazoa, Chordata, Aves, Anseriformes, Anatidae. Gene Ontology annotation, cellular component: cytoplasm. The record is from RefSeq and is a predicted model, not a curated record. The transcript is spliced from 6 exons.